AUGCCCCAUUUCAGCGCUCUAUCGUCCUGGCCUCGAGCUGACCAGACCUUUGAAACAGGCCCGUCAUCUCACAUUGCAUUCUUCCGCAACAUCCUCAAAUCUCUCAAUGCAACAUUAGACCCGAGCCAAACGGACAGCCACAUCGAAGGCCACCUAGGAUGUAUCAAACCCGAAUUCUUUCCACCGUCCUCGAUGUUCUGCAACGAGACUAGAGUCUGUUCUGAACUAUCGAAAGAACUAGACUCAUCAAGCGAAGGUGACGUACAUAUCUUACCAAAAUGGCCGAGCAUAGUCUUACUCUUGAGACAAUUCUUUCGUGGCUACGGCUGGAUCACUCCAUUCAUGGACGAAGAGUCCUUUGUUCAGACCCGCAUCAAAAAGAUUUAUGAGGGCUCGCAGGAUCCAAAAGCUUCUCUUCUGGCCCUGUUAAAUAUCACGCUUGCAAUAGGUGCCAUAACGAGCAUCGAGACAGUGGAUCCUGUGGGGCGAAGAGUAUGGCUAGCCAAGAAGUUCUACCGGCGUGCUAGGGACUUGUGUACGCAGGCAGCAGGUCAACCUGUGGAACUCGAACUUGUUCAGACGUUGCUAUUAAUGACCCAAUACCUACAAAUCACCGAAAACUGUGCCAACUCCUGGGCCACACAUGGACUCGCCGUUCAGGCCGCUUUCCGAAUGGGCCUACACACUGUGAAAUCCCUGUCUGGUCUCGAUCUUCCAGAGCAGGAGUGCCGCAAACGAACAUGGUAUACAUGUGUCAUUCUCGACAGGAUGCUUAGCAUGGAGUUUGGCCGGCCAACUCUAGUUCCUAGAAUGGAGGAGCCAAUCAGUUUCUGGACUAACGACAAGCGCUGUGAGAUUUCUUCUCCUGGAGUACCCUCUGACGGCACUAGAGACACCACGUGUUUCCGUUUCUUCGUCCAUUUCAGUGAGCUCUACGAGAUUCUCUACGAUGUGCUGAAUGCUUUGUAUUGGCAGGAGUACCCCCAAAAUAGAUCUCAAGUGUUCAAGAUCAUGUCUAGGAUUGCUGACCACGAGCAAGCACUUGACAGCUGGCGGGCUAACAUCCCAGCUCCUUUCCGCAUCGAUGGCGCCGACAAAAUUGAAAACACAUCCUGCGACACAGACAUCUCGAUCAACCUAGUGAAAAUGCUAAGCCUCCACUAUCAAAAGAUACGCAGUCUCAUUCAUCAACCCAUUUUGCUGUAUUUCCUAUGGCGUCAAGCCCAGGCGCAGGACUUGAUGCAAACAGAAGAGAUAGAGGAUCUCACCAUAUUAUGCCAGCCCAGUCUGCAAAUAUCGGCUGUCACAUAUACUGCGAUGACAUCACUCGCUAGCUCGCUCAACCAUGAUAAAAUCGUCCCUGGAAUGUGGUGGACGUCAUCCGGAUAUGGCAAGUCAUUCUUCAACGCUGUCUUGGCUUGCUUUGCCCACCUGGUACUACAAGUGCAAGAUCGAAAAGGGCAACUGCAGCAUCCGAUAUCAACGCCAGAACUGAAAGGCUGCAUCAGUCUGGCCACCCAAGCGCUGUCCAAGCUUGCUUUCGGGCAUCCGGCAGUUCCACGUGUGACGGAGCUCUUACGACGAAUCCUGGAAGUCUCUGACUGUCUUACUCAAAGGGAUUGGGCCAACAGCCAGGCGAUUUAUGGUAUGGCGUCUUUUGAUAUUGGCGCUAACUGGUCUGAGUUAGACAAUGUUGUUGGUUCAGCCUACGAAAUUUUCAACACGGUCGACCCGCAUGUCCAGAGCGCGUGA
Messenger RNA from Exophiala bonariae, 1752 nucleotides. RefSeq lists its product as uncharacterized. Gene Ontology annotation, cellular component: nucleus. The record is from RefSeq and is a predicted model, not a curated record. Gene Ontology annotation, biological process: positive regulation of transcription from RNA polymerase II promoter by galactose; DNA-templated transcription. Lineage: Eukaryota; Fungi; Ascomycota; Eurotiomycetes; Chaetothyriales; Herpotrichiellaceae. Bases 1 to 1752 code for a protein of 583 amino acids. The transcript has 6 exons. Gene Ontology annotation, molecular function: zinc ion binding; RNA polymerase II cis-regulatory region sequence-specific DNA binding; DNA-binding transcription factor activity, RNA polymerase II-specific.